Messenger RNA from Emericellopsis atlantica, 1953 nucleotides. RefSeq lists its product as uncharacterized. Lineage: Eukaryota; Fungi; Ascomycota; Sordariomycetes; Hypocreales; Bionectriaceae. Gene Ontology annotation, molecular function: macrolide binding; peptidyl-prolyl cis-trans isomerase activity. The coding region runs from base 178 to 1590 and encodes 470 amino acids. The transcript is spliced from 3 exons. The record is from RefSeq and is a predicted model, not a curated record. Gene Ontology annotation, cellular component: chromatin; nucleolus.
GAGGGCGUCAGUUUGCACGAACUACGCCUCGAACUUUUGCAUCCGUCUUUUCUCUCUCUACUACACAUUCCUCUGUGCCACAAGUGAUUGAUCUUUUCCGCACACUCAAGAUCGCCAUUUCAAUCCUCUCUUUCUUGUGUCAUUUCUGAUCAAUCCUCUUCAACACCUUUCACAAUCAUGUCUGCCGUUCCUGGUCCUGUGUACGGGCUCGAGAUCCCGCCUGGCGAGAUCUUGAUCCCCGCUGGCACUGACUUCCCUGCCUCUUUCCGCAUCACCAUGGCUGCUGUCGACCCUACCCAGGAGCCCGAGGCUGAUGAGAGUGGCAACAUCCCCAGUGUCCCUCGCUCUACCCUUCGCAUUGUCAAGCGCACCUUCCCGGGCCUCGACGAUGAGGAGGAUGAGGAGCUUGACGAGGAGGCCCUGCGCGCCUUGAUCGGCGAGAACAGCGAUGAUGAGGACUCUGAUGACGAGCCCAACGGCGGCCCCAGCGACCCCGCCAAAAGCAAGAAGCAGAAGCAGUCUGCCGCCAUCAAGGCGCUCCUUGCUGCCACCAACAGCGACGAUGAUGACGAGGAGAUGGACGAUGCCAAGCCCAACGGCGUCUCCAAGUCCUCCAAGGCGAAGGGCAAGGCCCCCGCUAGCGACGACGACGACGAGGAUGAGGACGACGAUGAGGACGACGACAGCGAGGAUGGCGGCGACAUGGAGGACUUUGUUGUCUGCACUCUCGACACCGAGCGCCACUACCAGCAGCCCCUCGACAUCACUGUCUCCCACAGCGAGCAGGUCUUCUUUGUCGUUUCCGGUACCCACUCUAUCCACCUGACUGGCAACUACAUCAUGGCCGACGAGGAUGAGGACGAUGAGGAUGACGAGGACGAGUACGACCUCUCCCCUGAUGAGCUCGACUUCACCAUGGGCGAGGACAUGGAUGAGGACGAGAGCGAUGAGCUCGACGACGUCGACAACCCUCGCGUCACCGAGGUCGACUCCGAGGAGGAGGCCCCCAAGUUGGUCGAGGCCAAGAAGGGCAAGAACAAGCGCGCCGCCGAGGCCGAGUCGCUCGACGAGAUCAUGGCCGCCGACGAGGCCAAGCUCUCCAAGAAGGACAAGAAGAAGCUCAAGAACAACAAGGGCGAGGCUGUCGCCGCCGCCGAGGAGGCCAAGAAGGACAAGAAGGUCCAGUUCGCCAAGAACCUCGAGCAGGGUCCUACUGGGUCCACUGCUGAGAAGGCCAAGGCCACCAAGGCCACCGUGGGCGUCAAGAAUGUCAACGGCGUCACCGUUGACGACCGCACCAUUGGCAGCGGCCGCACCGUGAAGAACGGCGACUCGGUCGGCGUUCGCUACAUUGGCAAGCUCUCCAACGGCAAGCAGUUUGACGCCAACAAGAAGGGCAAGCCCUUCACCUUCAAGGUCGGCAAGGGCGAGGUCAUCAAGGGCUGGGACGUUGGUGUCGUGGGCAUGGCCAUUGGCGGCGAGCGUCGUCUGACCAUCCCUGCUCACCUCGGCUACGGCUCGAGGGGCAUGCCCGGCAUCCCUGCCAACAGCCAACUGACCUUUGAUGUCAAGCUGCUCGAGAUCAAGUGAGCGAACGGCGGUUGUAUAGAUUCCAGAUGGGCCCUGCUCCCGGCUCCUUCACGUUGAGCAAGACGGAGCGACAUGAAGCAGCUCGUCUUCCUGACAUGGAUGUGUUUCCUUACCACUUUGGCGUUCUGUCGUUUUCAUUUGGAUUUUCGGUACCCGAGGCAGUGUAGAGUCUUAGACCUGCGAGAGUUGAUACAUUCCAGCGGGAAGGACAGGACGAGGAUAUGCAUUGAGGGGAUGGGUUCCUCGGGGCGCAGGGAAAAGUUGUUUUGUAAGGUAUGCUGAUAUCAAUCUGUGAGAACGUCAAUGAACCAGAUCCUGAUGUCCACACAGUUAUGGGAAGACUUAAUGAGAAAGCUGAACCGU